GAUCCCGAGCUGGACGCCCGGCGGAGAGUCGCCACCUUCAAGUACGAGGCGAGGCCGCUCACCACGCAACACUACGACCCGGCUACCGCUGAUUGCAGACCGUGUUCCGAUUCCGAACUUGAACUGGCAUUCUGCACAAGUGAUCUAGUGUCGCGGGUGAUGAUAGUGGGCAGCGAGCAAAGGGAGGAGCUGGACACCACUCAGCUGACGCUGCGCCUCACGCGGCUACUGCGCGCCUCCGCCCCCGCCGACUCUGCCGACCCCGCACCAACACACACCUUACACGCUCCCGAUCUCACACAAGACGAAUAUUAUAGGUAUGACGGUGACAAUACAUUGCAGUCAGAGAAGUCUCAACAAGCGUUGCACGCGCACGUGCACGUGUGGUCCGGCUGCGGCGCGUCCGCGGGCGGAGGCGAGUUUGUUGCGAUGGCGCGCCGCCGCCUCGGCCGCCUGGCGCUUGUGUGCGCGCCGCGCCUGCAGCACUGGCGCCGUCUCGUGGAGCUGCGCAAGAACGCGAACGAUGCGCACUGCACGUUACACUCAUAGCUGUGACUUAUGACGUCACAACUCUGUGUAAUACCAAGCUUGGUAUUCUUGCCACAUGUGGAUUUCAGCCCAUAGACAAAGUAACAUUUGAUUAUCGCUAACGCUGAUCGGAAAGUCAUAAAUGUAUGAAAGAGACAAAUUCCUAUACAUUUUGGCACAUCUUGUCGAUUUUACAAGGGACAUCGCUAAUCGAAUGUCACUUUUUCUAGGGAGACAGAUGACACGAUCACUGCAACACUCUUAUGACGUCAUAGCUGCAAUGCAAUACUUGACGCGUGUUCUGCGUGACGCAAUCAAACUGAACUUCUGACGUCAUAAUCGAGCUGCAUGCAGUCAAAUAAACAAACAUCACAAUUUGUACUCUUUCGUUUUUCACUGUGUAAUGACGUCAUUCGUUCAUACAAAAAGUGAUAGUUGGAUAUAUGUUUAACGUAAUCCUGACGAACAAGUAAAAAAGAAAUAGUUUUUAUAAUGUUUUAUAAAAAUAGUCAUUGUAUGAACUAUUUUCAGUAAUAUAAAUAAUAUUGUAGCGAUAACUUAGUGCUAGUUGUUACCGCUACUUUUAAUUUUGUCAAAUGUACAUUUUUACAAUAUUUUCCUUGAUUCGAUACUGGCUUUUGUCUAUAUUACAAAAAAAUAAUCAUUCUUAGUUUAAGUGAAAAAUGUAAAUAAUUAUUUUCCUAUAUUGAAAACUAUUUAAUAACAGUGAUUAAAAUUGUCUUCAGAUCUUGUUAUCUGAUUUUAAAAACAUCACACGAAAUGUCUAAUGUAUACUUGCCAUAUCAUGUGUAUAAAAUAUAUUAUAUUGUAUAAAUAAGAGAUAUAUUUAGUAAAAUGCUCAUAUUUUGAGCUUGUGGUCCAGAGUGCCAAAAUAAUUAAGAUCUUGUAAACAUGAAGUUGAUCUCAACAUUGUAAAUAUUAAAAAUAAGAUCAAAAUAUAGACAUAUUGAAUAGCAUUUUAAGAGUUAAUGAAUAAUUGUUUCAUAACUAUCUGCUAAUUUUACUAAUAUGUUAUAUUGUAAAUAAACACAAAAGCUGCGAAUACACUUUCCAUAAUAGUGCUUCCAAUACAAAUUAUAUACUGUUCAAAUUAUAAUACAAAUGUUGAUAAAAUAUUAUAUUAUAUAGCGUUUACGAUUUCAAUUAAAUCUCUAUCUUUAUAAAUAUAACCUGUGCAUAUAUUUUAUUAAUAUUAAUAUAUUUGUACAAAAUAUUUUAUUAGAAAUGUUGAUAUGUGAUAUAGAAUACAACGAUUAUAAUUUAUAACGAAAUACCUAUUGUAUAUAAACGUUUGGAAAUUAUAUUUAGGUGGAAAUUAAAAAAAAUAUUGUAUUACAUCGAACAGGACGUUUGAAUAAAGUUGUUUCAAAAU
This is a messenger RNA of Papilio polytes (common Mormon), 1921 nucleotides long. Its product is annotated as meteorin-like protein. The record is from RefSeq and is a predicted model, not a curated record. Gene Ontology annotation, molecular function: hormone activity. The annotation marks the transcript as partial. Lineage: Eukaryota; Metazoa; Arthropoda; Insecta; Lepidoptera; Papilionidae. The transcript has 3 exons.